Loxodonta africana (African savanna elephant) is the source of this 4656-nucleotide messenger RNA. It is a transcript of the gene SGO1, whose product is annotated as shugoshin 1. The transcript is spliced from 8 exons. Bases 122 to 1735 code for a protein of 537 amino acids. Gene Ontology annotation, biological process: meiotic chromosome segregation. Gene Ontology annotation, cellular component: chromosome, centromeric region; nucleus. Lineage: Eukaryota; Metazoa; Chordata; Mammalia; Proboscidea; Elephantidae. The record is from RefSeq and is a predicted model, not a curated record.
AGACGGUGCCAGAGCCCGGGGAAACCCGGGUCGGAGACUCACGCGCGGCGGGACAGUCUCGCGGAGUCUUGGGAUGUGAAGAGGGCGACGGCGGCGGCAGAGGUGGCAGCCGAGCCGGAAAAUGGCCAAGGAACGGUGUCUUAAAAAGUCCUUUCAGGAUAGUCUUGAAGACAUAAAGAAACGAAUGAAAGAGAAAAGGAAUAAAAACUUGUCACAGAUUGGCAAACGCAAGUCUUUUGUAGCUGCGCCAUGCCAGAUAACCAGCAACACUUCUACACUGCUGAAAAAUUACCAGGACAACAAUAGAAUGUUAGUUUUGGCUUUGGAAAGUGAAAAAUCCAAAGUGAGAGAAGCCCAAGAUAUCAUCCUACAGCUAAGAAAAGAAUGUUACUACCUCGCAUGUCAGCUAUAUGCCUUAAAAGAAAAAUUUACUUCACAUCAAACGGAAGAACCUGCUCAGAACCAGGAAAUAAGUCCCUCUGGAAUCGACUCCAAUGGCAAUGACAGCUCUGGGGAAUUAGCUUUGAAGAAUUUACUGCAAAUUCCUCUGCAGGAAGCUGACCUUCCAGGACAGGGAGAAUCAUUCCAAGUAGAAGAGCAGAUACCUGCUGUUCCUCAUGAAAGACUGAGAUUCGAUUUUGAUUCAGGUGAAGAUAAGUCUCCUGAUAACGCCUUACCUAGAACUGUAUCUGUCCGUCGAGGUUUAAAGAGACAUUUUAAUAAUCUAUGUCAGUUCGAUACCUUUGCUGACUUUGAAACCAGUCAUUUGCCAGGAGAAUCUUUUGAAUGGGAAAGAAUUAGAUUUGCAGACCCGCUAAUAAGUAUAAACAUACCUGAAAAUGCAGAAAAAGAUGUUUGUCAAUGGAACAAGGACAAAAUUAACUUAUCCCCAAAGCUGACUCACCCAGAAAGCCUUACUAUAACAAAAGAAGUCAUUUUAGAGUCUAAAUCUGAACAAACUAAAACUAAGAAUAGAAAUGCACAAAGAAGAAAAAGAGAAGAGAACAGAAAAGCUAACAGAAGGAGGAAAUCAAAGUCUAUAAAAAGAUGUAAAGGGGACAAAAGUGAAAAUAAAAAAACUGUUUGCCAAAAAAAUUUGGAUAAGUCUGUCAGUUCCAGUGAUGCUUAUAAUUUUAAUUUGGAAGAGGGCGUUCACCUCACUCCUUUCCGACAAAAUAUAGUAAGCAGUGAUUCUACAAGAAAAGAAAUCAACAGUGAGUCUGACGUGAGCAUCUGUGAGUCAAGUGAUUCAGGAGAUGAUUCCGAUGACUUCUAUUUGCCUCCUAAAAACGUUUGCAAGAACAUUCAAAAUCUUGACAUCAAAUCAGACAGGAGCCCAAUUACCAGGCGUCGAUCUAAAACAGGACCAAAAUGUACGGGUGAAAAAGAGAUGGAGGAUCCCAAGCCAACUGAAACUCCUACCAGCGCACCACUUAAAAAUCACCAGUCGCCGCGUCGUAGCCUGAAGGAUAUCACCAAUGUUUCCAUGACUCCUGUAAUAAGGAUCAGAAAACUUUCUCUUUCUCCAGAAAAGCAAAAAGGAAGCCCAGUAGCAUCUCUGCCUAAGCGUAGGUGCACUGUCAGCGUGAACUAUAAGGAACCCACGCUAUCUUCGAAACUAAGAAGAGGGGACCGUUUCACAGAUUUGUGUUUCUUGAAUUCUCCUGUUUUCAAGCAAAAAAGGGACGCCAGAUGCAGUUCUAAAAAAAAAAAAAGCAUUAAGCAAAUAAAAUGAAAUUUUUGUUAGAUGGCGUUGAAAUUUAUCCUACACUCCCUUCUGUUGCUUAUGAGAUAAUACAUAAGGUAGUACACCAGUGGAUUGAACUGUUGCCAUAGAAUAUUCUCUUGACAGGACUCUAGAUCAUGAAAAUUUCUUCAAAACUAUACUUAAAAUUUAAUAAAUUUAGGUUUUUUUUUUUUCUUUUAAAUAUAAAUAACUGGACUUUAGCACUAUAAUGGUUUAGAUUUCUUACACUGCCUAAAACCUUUAAUUUGUAGCCAAAAUGUGUCCUACUUGAGAAUUAAUGAUGAUUCUGGGUUAUUUAAAUUAAGGUGUUUAAAUUAAAAGCUUCGGCAUCCUUAUUUUUCCCUUAAGUAGGAGAUGCUAGAGUGAAUGAUUUUUUAAGACAGGUUGAGGAUCUUUUGAAAGUCCUUAUUAUAAUAUUUGAAUAAAGUAAAUUCUUCACAUUGACAGCAGGGUAUGCCCUAAGUUGUUUUUUGAUCCCUUAUGCCACUGUUGCAUUUAAUUUGUCAGAGAAAAUGUGUGUGAGAUUAUGAUUAGAGAAUUUAUGAUUAGGCUCAGGAAUUAUGUACGUGGCUAGCUUGGAACCCCCAGCUCUUAAGGGUGCAUUCAGAGUGAUGCCUCAGCAAAAUCACAUACUAUGUCGUGUACUUUCAGGAUAGCCCCUUAUUUAGUAAAAAACCUCAAAUGUUAAAAGGGCUUUUUGUAUUACCUUUGUAUGAAGUUUCUGAUGAACCAAAAAAGGGAAUUAGUUCAGUUCACUUUAUUUCUUCAAAUUUUUAAAGACCAAUAAAGUUUUGUAUAUGAUUGUGCUUAUGUUUUUUUGUCUCUCUGGGUGUCUGACUUUCUAGUUGCCACUGUCCUCAUCCUUGGACAUUUCUAUUUUGUUUUCCUCAGUAUUCUCUGUAGUCAGUGCCAUGAAACUCUCAGCUUCCCGUCCACAUUCUCAACCUAACCCUUCUUUCUUUCAAACUUUUCAUUGUGGAAUAUCCAGGUCCGUGAUCAACAAAUUCUGAUUUUACUGGGUGACCCUUCCAGUCCUGACCUCAAUUUUUCUCAACUGCAUCUCCGUAUCUUUAUGCAUUCCAUUUCACUCACACCCAAAAUCCUUUUCAUCAAAGUUUUUCUGUUUCCUAAAUCACUGAUUCAUAUACCCUACUCUCCCAUCACAGUCUCUCUUAUUCUUCCCGUUUGCUUGUUCAACUCCUCCUCUUAUACCUGUUUUUUUAAUUUGUGGAAACUCUAGAGUGGCCAUCUUGAUAUAAAUUAAUUACAAUGAAAUAAAAUUUAAAAUUCAACUCAGUGCCAGUAACCACAUUUCAAGUGCUCAAUAGCCACAUGUGGCUAGUGGUUACCAUAUUGGACAGUGUAGAUGUAGAACAUUUCCAUCAUCAUAGAAAGCUCAUUGGACUGCUGCAUGCUGUAGAUCAGCAGUCAGUUUUAAAUGGUUGAAAAAUAAUCGAAUACUUCUAACUGAUUUUGAUGAUAGCAAACAAGUCAUUUUGAACCCAAAUAAAUACCUACAUAAUAACUUUCAUUUUGCUUCUUGGCUUGUAAAGCAUAAAAUAGUUCCUUUCUGGGCCUUCACAGAAAAAGUUUGCCAACUCCUGCUCUAAAUCAUUGGUUUGUAGGUUAUUCUUUUCUGACACUUUCUGAUCAACUUUGAUCCUCACCUUCCUUUUGUCCUCAGAGUCAACCAUUAUCCUAAAUUUGGUGUUAAUGUUUUUGUAUAUUAAUGUUUUUGUAUUUCUGCUAUCGUAUCCAUACUGUUAUUAAUGUUUUUGCAUUUCUGCUAUCGUAUCCAUAGACCGUUAAGUGUUGCUUUGUAUUUUAACAUUUUACGCCAAUGUUAUAUUGUACAUAUCUCAUGGUAUCAGACUUAAUGUUGUUUUUGAGAUUUAUCCCAUGUUGGCUGAUGUAGAUUAUUUUCACCAUUGUAUUUUGUUUUGUAAAUAAACCAGAAUAAAUCUGUUCCUCUUUUGAAAGGCGAUUUGUUUCUACUUUUUCAUUAUUACAAAUUAGUGCUGCAGUGAACAUUCUGUAUCCAUGUAUACAGGUGCCUAAGUUUUCAUGGAGUUAAUAUCUAGAAGAGUUGCUCAGUUAUAGAGUAUAUUGAAACCUCAUUUUACUAUGGGUUACCAAAUCACUCUCUAAAGUGGCUGUACCAAUUCUGGCACGGGGAAUGUACCAUUUGCUUCACAGCAACAUAAAUCCCAGUCUCCCUACACGCUAUCCAUCACUUUGUGUUAUUGGACCCUAAAAUGGGCCAAACCAAUGAGUAUGAAGUGUUUCUCUUUGUUUUAAUUACUAAUGACACUAUCUAAUUAUAAGAAUUCAAGUAUUGGUCAUUCUCAUUCCAUAAAUGGAAUAGUCUUUGCCCACUUUUCUACUGAAAUGUCUUUUAAUAGUGAAGGUUUUUUUGAAGAGUAGGGAUCUACUUUUAUUUUUUUCCGUGAAGAUACCAGUUGUCUCAGCACAUUCAUUGAUUAAUCCUUUCCCCUCUGAUGAAUAUUGCUGCCUUUGACAUACACCAAGCUUUCCAUCGGUUUGUUUGGCUUUGUUCUGAGUACUGGAUUGUCACAAUUUUUUAAAUACACGGGUAGAAUUGAUUUGCUAAUAUUUAGGAAUUUUUAUGUCUAUGGUGAUAAGUAAACUUUGCCUAUAUCUUUUCUUACAUACACCUUGUACUUUUGGUAUCAAGGUUAUACUAGUCUCAUAAGUUGAGAAUCUUUUCUUCCAUGGGACAAAUUAUACUUACUGUUUGGUAGAACUGGCCAUUGAAACCAUCUUAUUCUGCUGUUGCUUGUCGAGGAAAUUGUAUAUAUUGUUACCAAUUUUGUUUUUUUUAUCACUUACUGAAGGAAGUGUAAUAAAAUCUUGCACAAUAAUUCCGAAUUUAUCGAUUUUAUUUUCCU